Messenger RNA from Triticum dicoccoides, 1929 nucleotides. RefSeq names its product disease resistance protein PIK6-NP-like. The annotation marks the transcript as partial. The transcript has 3 exons. Lineage: Eukaryota; Viridiplantae; Streptophyta; Magnoliopsida; Poales; Poaceae. Gene Ontology annotation, biological process: defense response to other organism. The record is from RefSeq and is a predicted model, not a curated record. Gene Ontology annotation, molecular function: ADP binding.
AUGGCCGACACCGCCAAGAGCACCGUGGACUCGCUGUUGGGCACCUUGGCUAGAGUCAUCGGCAACGAGGCGGAGCUACUGGGCGGAGUCCGGCGCGACAUGCAGUUCAUCAAGGACGAGAUGGAGAGCAUGAACGGCUUCAUCCUGGACGUGGCCGACCCCACGGAGCAGAGCAACCAGGUCCAGGCGUGGAUGAAGCAGGUCCGGGACGUGGCCUACGACUCCCAGAACUGCGUCGACCGCUACGUGCAGACCUUCGGUGGCGGCCACGGCUCCUCAGCGGGCCUCCUGGCAUCCAUCCGCCGGGCGCCCCGUAAGGACGUGGCCGCCAUUGCAAGACAGGCGUUUGGCGAUACGGACCCCGAUAACAUUGUUGAUGCUACCGCCUGCCUUAGCAGACGAAGCAGUGACAUCGGGUACAUGGAGUUCAGUGUGGUCAUCUCGUGGAUCGUUCAGCUGCUAGGACUUGGCCGAAAAGCAAACUCAGAAGAAGAUGGCGAUUCCCUUGAGGAAGACAGAGAGAAAGAAAUAAAGCCAAAACCAACAACCGUCGACGAGCAUUUUAAGAAGGCAAAAACCCCGUGGGACAUAAUCCACGCGGAGAAGCACUACUCAAGGCAGCUCAAAACUUGGCUGGGGAAGGUAUUCAACAAUUUCAUUGUCAAAGAACUAGUGCUGGGCAAUGCCUUCUUGCAAGCUGCCGUAAAGCUAAUACUGGGCAAUGCAUGGGUGCAAAAGUUCCUAGAUGUUGUCGGUGCCACCGCCGCCGCCGCCACCAUUAGUGCCUCUAUCAAAAAUCACGCACCCGCCGCAGUCAUUGACUACAUCAGAAGGAAUGAAUCCGGGAUUGAGUCCGAGAUUGCCUGGUUAAAAGAUAUCGUUUCAGACGGCCGCUUGUCCAAAGAUGGACGACGGCCUAGACUCCUUGCAAUUGUAACACCACCGGUUGAUGUCCCCUACCCCUACCCAGAAGACGAGGAGGAGCCGCACGCAUACCGCCCCGCGACUAAGAUUGCGAGGAGGGUGCAUGACAUCUCACUUGAAGCCAAGAAUUACGACUGUGUGGCUUGGAUCAACGCCAGGCGCUAUUCAGGGCGCAAGGAGAGGCUCCAGCUCUUACUGCAACAAUUGCUGCAUCCCUCAUCUGGUGACGAUCAAGAGACGAGCACAUGGAGUGAUGAGAGAUUGCAGCGAAAGAUUCGUAGGCUGCUACAAGGCAAAAAGUUCUUGAUUGUUCUGGCUGAUCAUGAGGAUGUGGCACCAUGGGAAGACAUAGCGUCUGCUCUACCAUGGCGUGGACAAUAUGAUGAUAAUAGCACAGUCAUUGUUACUCCAGUGAUACAACAGUCAGUUCAAUUUCACGGGUGGUAUUUAGCCAGCUGGUUGUUCUUGCUCAGUGCCUCGCGCUAUAAAGUGCACUUCUAUUCACAUAUUGAAGCUCUAAGCAAGAAAGCCAAUGAAUUGCUGGUCGGUGGCCACGAAAGUGAAGAGUUGAAGAGCAAUGUUAAAAGAAUACUGGAGAAAUGUCGUUGGGAUUCCUUUUCCACAGGGUUGUUUCUCCAUGCUCUGUAUGCUAAUCCUCGCAGAAGCAACAAUGAAUUGGUGGCGUUGCAGCAUCGAUUACAAGAUUUCAACACAGUGAGUAAUGCCAGGGAAAUCAUAAGGUUCUGCUACGACGACCUGCCCAGUCAGUACAAGAGCUGCUUGCAUUACCUAUCCAUGUUCCAUGGCCCCCAUUAUUCCAAUAUUAGGAGGGCAAGCUUAUUAAGGCGAUGGGCUGCUGAAAACCUCAUCACCACACGGCAUGCAUUGGAUGAAGCCGAGCGUGGCUUCAAUGCGCUGGUUGAUCGAGGCCUUGUUCUUCUCGGUGGUAUCAGCCCAACAGGCAAAGCCAAGACUUGUAGGGUACAUCCUCAUGUCUUAUCCUUC